AUGGAUCACGUUAAAAGGCAAAAACAUGGAGCAUUUUUCAUAGAUGGUCCUGGUGGAACAGGAAAGACCUUUUUAUAUAAUGCUUUAUAUGCUGAAAUAAGGCUCAUGAAUAAGAUUGUUUUGCCAACUGCAACAUCUGGCAUAGCUGCAGCCAAUAUUCCCUCGGGAAGGACUGCUCAUUCUCGGUUUAAAAUAUCGCUCGAUCCUCUUGAAUCACUUGCUUGUAAUGUGCCUAAACAAGGCAGUCUAGCUGCACUACUAAGAGAAACAACCCUCAUCAUUUGGGAUGAAGCUUCAAUGGCCAAAAAAGAAAAUGUCGAAUCACUUGAUGUGUUGCUAAGGGAUAUUUGUAACCCUGAACUCUUAUUUGGAGGGAAAAUUGUUGUCUUUGGAGGAGAUUUCAGGCAAGUUCUUCCGGUUGUCCCAAAAAGAACACAACGCGAAGCAGUUGCUGCUAGCCUGGUCAGUUCUGUUUUGUGGCCUCUGUUAAUUAAAUUUAGAUUAACAGAGAAUAUUCGGGCUAGACAAGAUCCAACCUAUGCAGCCUUUUUGCUAGCAUUAGGAAAUGGACAGUUGCAGAACAGUGAAAAUGCUCUUGUUCAGCUUCCACCAGCAAUUGUACAGCCUUAUGAUGCUGCCGUAGGUCAGGAUAUGCAACUGAAAUCAGUUGCUUUUCCAGAAAUGGAUAUGCCUCCAUUUGAUGCUAAUAUAUUCACCACUAGAGCUAUACUCACACCAAUCAAUGAUGAUGUAGAUAUUAUUAAUGAAAUCCUAAUAGCAAAAUUUCCGGGUGAAGUUGUAGCCUACAAGAGUUAUGAUUCCAUGAUUGACGAUAAUUGCUCCAUAUAUCCUACAGAAUUUUUAAAUAAACUCUGUCCUGGCGGCAUGAGUCCUCAUGAACUGUUAUUGAAAGUCAACAGUCCAGUUAUAUUAUUGCGUAACAUCUUACCAUCAUCAGGUCUUUGCAAUGGGACAAGGCUGAUAUGCAAAAAGUUCUUCCCAAAUCUCAUUGAAUGUGUAAUUGCUGUUGGCCAUCAUAAAGGAGAGCAUGUAUUGAUACAAAGAAUUAAUCUAAGACCAUCAGAGUCUUCAGCUUAUCCUUUUCAGUUUCAGCGUAAACAGUUUCCUUUAAAGCUGAGUUUUGCAAUGACCAUCAAUAAAGCUCAAGGGAAAACGCUUAAUAAAGUUGUUGUCUAUCUUCCACGAUCAUGUUUUUCACAUGUUCAAUUGUAUGUUGCCCUGUCUAGGGCUCGAGAAGCAGCAAAUGUAAGUGUUAUAACUGAUGUGGAUGCUGAUCGGUUAGAUCUGAAUGUGGUAUCCUAUGAUAUUCUUUGUAUGGCUGGCAUCAUCUAG
This is a messenger RNA of Chenopodium quinoa (quinoa), 1353 nucleotides long. Its product is annotated as ATP-dependent DNA helicase PIF1-like. Gene Ontology annotation, biological process: telomere maintenance; DNA repair. Gene Ontology annotation, molecular function: DNA helicase activity. The coding region runs from base 1 to 1353 and encodes 450 amino acids. The transcript has a single exon. NCBI's taxonomy places the organism in Eukaryota, Viridiplantae, Streptophyta, Magnoliopsida, Caryophyllales, Amaranthaceae. The record is from RefSeq and is a predicted model, not a curated record.